Molecule: messenger RNA, 3817 nt
Organism: Venturia canescens
Lineage: Eukaryota; Metazoa; Arthropoda; Insecta; Hymenoptera; Ichneumonidae
Gene: Rassf
Product: Ras association family member
Exons: 9
Coding region: 325-2049 (574 amino acids)
Biological process (GO): signal transduction
Source: RefSeq, a predicted model, not a curated record
UUUCAAAAAACUAUAGAGUUGAUCAUUUUCAUCGACCGUUGGUAAUAAAGAGUCGGUAUACAAUUAUCGAGCGAAUUGAAUAUGUAAAAGAGAUAGAAUUAAACUGUUGAUUGUUCUCUGCUCUGCCAUGUACCCUUUUCUAGAAACCCUCGAAAACUUCUCGCGAGCUCCGUGUCCCAUUGACGUUUCCUCGUGUCAUUUUAGCCAAGAGCCUUCCAUUUGAUUUUGUAAACAAAAUGUUGUAGCGUCGCGAGCAAUAACGAAAUUUUAAGAAAAAGUUUCGAACGUAAAUAAUCGUGCGGUACUCGUGAAACACGUACAAUCAUGUGGAAGUGUCACAAAUGCGGAAAACCCGUUUAUUUCGCGGAACGAAAGCAAUCGUUGGGUUACGAUUGGCAUCCAGAAUGUCUGCGCUGCGAAGAGUGUGGCAAACGUUUGAAUCCAGGCCAGCAUGCAGAGCACAAAGGCGUUCCCUAUUGUCAUGUACCCUGCUACGGAGCUUUGUUUGGACCUCAAUUAUUUGGUCAUGGAACAAGAGUAGAAUCUCAUACAAGUUUUGGCAAAAAAGAGGUUCGGCCUGCGUUGCCAAGAUCUCACUUGGAGACCAAGCUCAAAGUCUUCAAUCAGUAUUACGAGGGAAAGAGCGGUGGAAUAAGAAGUCGAGAAGUCAAUGGUCGCUUGAUUCUUGAAGGGGCAUUAAGAAUUUAUUGGGGUGUUAGAGGAGUGAUACAUUUGAAAGAGGACGAUGAUCAGAGGACUGUUGUUACAGCGAGGAACAGAAACUCGUGUAGGAGAAGCGUUUCAGAGGAAGCUGAGGACAGUGACGAAGAUAAACCUCAGGUGAUAGUCAAAGAUUUGUCGCCAACGGAGACCCAAACUGAAAGCGAACCCAACUCAGUGCCUGCUUCACCUGAUCAUUUAAAAAGUCUCACUCUUCCUAUGAAACUCGAUGUCAAAACUAUGGAGUGGGAUGAAUUGGACGAACUCCUCCAGGUGGAACGAAAAGUCGAAGAUGGUAAUAAAUUGUAUCAAACGAUGCCAGAGAAUCUUCCCUCGAUAAGUUCACAUUCCAGUAACGAAACUCCACCGUUGUCAAGUCAAUCGAGUCUGGAGACAUGCGACGGACGUGGCAACACAAGCAUUAACAGUCCAACCCAUCAAACAAAAAUAUCUGAUUCCAGCAUAACGAGUACACCGACUCACAGUAUAGAAAGUUCCUCGAGCACUGAUACGCCCAAUUACCAAGGUACACCGAGCAAAAAUGGAACGCUGCGACGCGUCGAGUAUUUCGAUAGUCUUGAAAAAAGUAUCGGAAAUCGAUCUAUAAGUCAGGAUGACAGUUGGAUUGAGAAAGGAUUAAAUCGUUCCAUGUCCGGACCUGAUUGCCUGCAGAGGCAUCGCGCUGAUAGUGAUACCGACUCGGUUAAUUCCUUACACUUCAGAGAAGACGACAAUAUGACCAUGUCCACUGACAGUGGAUUGGAGUUGGACGGAGUAGUGCUGCGACGUAAACAAGGUUCAACGGCGAUUCGACGUCGUCCGGGUGGGAGAAGACAGUCUCGAAGUCGUCUCCGACGACGUUGUUCGAUAAACGGGCAUUUUUAUAACAGAGAAACGAGCUUUUUUACCCCGCCUCACGGUUCUCAAAUGUCCGUUUGGGUAACGAGUCUCGUUAGUACUCAAGAGGUCAUAAAUCUCAUGCUGGACAAGUACAAAGUUGAUGCUAAACCGGACAAUUUCGCUCUUUUCGUUGUCAGGGACAAUGGAGAACAACGGAGAUUGAGAGAAGACGAAUAUCCGUUGGAAGUUCGAGUAGUUUUGGGACCGCACGAGAACGUAGCGCGGUUAUUUCUCGUCGAUAAAUUGUCGACUCCUGAGAUAAGUUCGGACGUAGCACAGUUUUUGAAUCUUUCAGUUGCCGAAUGCCACGGUAUACUCCAACGUUACGUUUACGAGGAAGAGCGACAAAUCGUAAUGCUGAAAGAAAAGUAUAAGGAAAUGAGACGCAGAAUAAAGCAACGAAUGGAAGAGCUAAAAGUCCGAUUAUAGAGGAGCGUUAAUCAUUCGAACCAUUAUUUUACGACGAUUAACCAUUUUUUCAUUCUAUACGAUCAUGUUCAAAGAGUAAUUUUUCUAAAAAUAUUUAACAACUUUUUUAAAGUAAUUGGAACCGUUAAUUCGUUUUUUUAACUUGCUAAAUUUUCAGUAAAAAUGAAAACAGCAAAUCUUUAGUUUUUUUUUAUAGAAAUCUCAAUAUACGACAAACUGAGGCAUGAAAUAAUCACGAGAUAGUAAUUCUACUGUCACACGGUGAAAACAUCAAAAUAUUUGUCUAUUUUUAACAGAUUUUUAUCGUUGCGAAAUUCUUUGGUUCGAAAAGCAUGACUUGUAAGCUUGGAUCUUGUUCUAGAUAACUCAUUACUUUUUGAGCAUCUUCAUACUCGACGGAUUAUUCUCAAUGGAAAGCGUGAUUUUUAUUAUUACUAAUAAUAGGAAUACGAGUUUAUGUCGAACUGUUAUCACUCGAAUGCCAAACGCACUAGCGUAUAUUUUUUCCUACCGAAACAUUCAAUUAGCGAUUUAUCAUUGUUUUCGAACAAAGUUGCGGCAUUUAAAAAAAAAACUCCUUUUUUCUAUUAGCACCAGUGCAAUUUAUAUGGAAAAAUAUCGUUGCUGAUCGUAGUUCAUUAAGUAGUCGAUUGUGGACAUUAACGAGAUUCUAGAAUGAAAAAGACGUAGUUUUUGAUAACAAAUUUGUGUUUUUUUUAGAUUCUAAUCCUUUUUUUUUACUGAAUACUCGUCCAGUUUAGUGGGAUGUACAAUGAAAUUUUUGUUGUCAAUCAUUUUUUGUGCUUUGAUAUUCGUCCAGUUUAGUGGGCAAUACAAUGAAAUUUUUGUUGUUCAAUCAUUUUUGUGCUUUGAUGUUUUUCUCGAAAUGAUAAAAAAAUAUAAUUUAAGAACUAUUGCGCCAUGAAAUGCGAACAUAUCAUUGUCUUCAAUAUUGAAUCGCACGUUUUAUUAAAACUUUUGUUUGAUUGAAUGUUAAAAAAUCAGUGACAUACAUGUAUGAAGUCUCGUUGAUGUUCAACGCGUAAAUUGUAAGCUAGAAAUUUGUUGAUCUCGUGUGCUGCUCACUCGCUCACAACACGGACUCGAAUAAUCAUUUUUGUCUCUCUUUUUUUUAAAUCAUAGUUGUUUGAAAAUGAUUUGACAAUCAUGUGGCGGAUACGAGAUCGUAUAAUUACUAAUAAUUUUUUUUAUCAUAAUAAUUAACUGUAGAGCAUGCUUAGAGUCCCGAAUGGAUUUUCCUUUGCAAAUUGAAGAUUUUGCAAUUUUGGGAUGAGCUUUAUUACCGUCAGUCUCCAAGGGAAAAGGAUCGUUGAAGAUUCCAGCUUGACGUUCUUCCUUUUCUUCGAACGUCAACGUCUGGGUAGUCAAAUCCUUGAAUAACGUAGCGCCAGUCUGACUUUUCUUAUAUUUCGCACAAUUAUCUAUUUUUACGUCUGUCAAUGUGAGAAUCGUAACGAGAAUUUACGUUUGUCUUUUCGUCAUCGAUUUAUUAUUACGCAGGAGACGAUGAAUAAUAAAACGAAAACUUCACCAUGACACGAGUCGCGAACAAAAUGUAAACGAUAUUCUGAAAGUAAAUACAAGAAAACGAAAAGUGUUGAUCACACGAAACCUGUCAACGAAACAAAUAAAAGAAAAAAAUAAAAAGAUAAAUUUACAUUUGUAAUAUACGAUCAUGUAAUUCGAAUCUUUUUCUUCGAAUCCAGUUAUCACGACGAAUAAAGUAACACUGUUUCUUCUUUGUAAA